AUGGUGUCGGUCAAAUUGGGAAUGCUCCAUUACGUAAUCGACCACGUAUACGGAGCGUUCAUGCACCGCACGAAGAUAACCCCACCGUUCUUCUCGCGAGGGUGGGGUGGUCCGAAGCUGGAGCUGCUCGAGCGGAUGGCUAAGAAGCUCUUCCCGCUGGAUGUUGAACAGAAUUGGCCACCGGCUAUGGUCCGUCCCGUGUGGAGGACCGUCUGGGAGACGAAGACCGCUUGUCUCAGAGAGGGCGUUUUCCAGACUACCUGCGACGACGAGCUGACCGCUGCUUUGCCUCCGGAGUCUCGCACCGCCAGGGUUGCUUGGCUUGUCCCCAAAAACGUUCCUCCCCAAAAGAUGGCCUGUGUGGUUCAUCUUGCAGGCACAGGGGAUCAUACAUUUGACAGAAGACUGCGUCUGGGUGGACCGUUGGUGAAACACAACAUUUCAACAAUGGUGCUGGAAAGCCCUUUCUAUGGCCAAAGGCGUCCGUUUCUACAACGUGGUGCGAGGCUCCUCUGUGUUAGUGAUCUGCUUUUACUCGGUAGGGCAACAAUCGAAGAGUCCCGCAGUCUUAUCCACUGGCUUGACACUGAGGAAGGCUUUGGAAAGAUGGGUGUUUGUGGGCUUAGUAUGGGAGGAGUACAUGCUUCAAUGGUUGGAUCGCUUCAUCCAACACCAGUUGCAACGCUUCCAUUCCUGUCUCCGCACUCUGCGGUUGUUGCAUUCUGCGAAGGAAUACUAAAGUAUGGAACCGCUUGGGAGGCACUGAGGGAGGAACUUGCAGCACAGGAGAUCACAAUGACUCUUGAAGAAGUGAGAGAGCGGAUGAGAAAUGUUCUCUCCCUCACGGAUGUCACUCGCUUCCCUAUCCCUAAAAACCCCGAUGCUGUCAUCUUUGUUGCUGCAACUGAUGAUGGAUACAUACCCAGACACUCGGUGCUGGAGCUUCAAAAGGCAUGGCCAGGCUCAGAAGUGAGAUGGGUUACAGGUGGACACGUGUCCUCUUUUCUGCUGCACAAUGAUGAGUUUCGCAGAGCAAUCGUGGACGGUCUCGAUAGGUUAGAGUGGAAGGAGCCAUGGUGA
Molecule: messenger RNA, 1080 nt
Organism: Microthlaspi erraticum
Lineage: Eukaryota; Viridiplantae; Streptophyta; Magnoliopsida; Brassicales; Brassicaceae
Source: the annotation of a GenBank genome assembly